AUGAAGAUGAAAGCCUUGAGGCCGGGCUCAAGGGGCCUCAAGAGGAGCUAUGAAGGUGAUGUUCUGGAAUUGUCGGGGUCUAAACUCUGCGGACUCCCCGACAAUUCCAUAUCUGAUUUGGUUGGUCCACAAAUUUUCCCCGGAGCUGAUGUAAAAGAAGAGCAAAUUUAUGAAUGGAAACUUAUUUUAGUGUACGGAUCGCCUUACAUUGAACAUAGACUGGAGGUGUGGAAUAAUAUUUCUUUGAACAUAAACCCGGAAGAUGAUAGGAUUGUAGUAUGUGGGGACUUUAAUCAAGUGGAAUUCAUAGACCAAAAAUUGGGAGGUUUAAAAAAUAUUCAGGGAAGGGAGGAGUUCUCUAGAUGGAGGAUGAAUUUAGGACUGUUUGAAAUCCCGUCGGUGGGGACUCGAUUCACCUGGUGCACUAAUAGGGCGGGGGAUGAAAGGAUAUAUGAAAGACUAGACAGGAUAUACUGCUCGGAGGGGUGGAUGCAGGACCAUUUAGAAGCGAUUACUUUCAACCUUCCUAUUAUGGUGUCGGAUCAUGGACCUGGUUUACUUAAUACGAAUCCAACCCAAUCAAGGAAGAAAAGAUUAAUAAAGAUUGAUUCAUGGUGCUUAGACUUUGCAGAACCUAAGGAAAUUGUCCAAGGUGUUUGGGAAAAAGUAGGGGAGGGAUCACCUAUGUUUAGAAUUUCAAAACGAUUAUCGGAAGCUAGGUUCCAACUCUUCAAAUGGUGUAAGGAAUAUAAAAGUAAGAAGGGAAUUGUAUGGGAUGAUUUUUCAAAUCAGUGUGAAGAGGGGCAGUUGGAUUUUUCUUCGGCUGAUUUUGGUAUGAAAGAAGAGGGUAUAAGGAAGGAGGUGCAAGAAAAACAUAAAGUCCAACUGGAGUACUGGAAACAAAUAGCAAAAGGGAAGUGGACUACAUUGGAAGAUUCAAAUAGUAAGUGGUUUUUUAGGAAAGCGAAAUCAAGGAAAAGGAAAAAUGAGAUUCUCAUGCUUAAGAAUGAUAAAGGAGAAUGGAAAUCAACUAAGGAAGGGAUUCAGGAAAUCAUCCUAGAUUAUUUUGGGGGAAUAUAUCAGUGGAGGCAAAUGGGGGAAGAGGCAAAUCAAUGGGAGCCUCCGAGGUAUUUAGAGGGUUGUCUACCAAAAAUUUCGGAGGAGCAAGCAGAUAUGUUUCAGAGAAGAAUAUCAAUGUCAGAGGCAGUGCAAUACUUCUUUACUAAGGGUUUUUUGCUUAAAGAAUGGAAUGCCACUGUAAUUUGUUUGAUCCCGAAAGUGGAGAAUCCUGAAGAGGCUUGCCAGUAUAGGCCAAUUAGCCUAUAUAAUGUAGUUUACAAGAUAAUUUCGAAGGUACUGGUUAAUAGAUUGAAGCCUAUACUGGAUGGACUAAUCUCCCCUUUUCAGAAUGCGUUUGUGCCAGGAAGAAGGCUAUCAGAUAACUGUUUAAUUGCGCAUGAGCUGGUUACCUUGAUAAAAAGGAAGAAAAGAGGGAAUGAAUUUCUAGCUGCUUUGAAGAUUGAUAUGUUUAAAGCUUAUGAUAAAGUAAACUGGAGGUUCUUAGAAUGGAUGCUUGCUCAAAUGAAUUUCCCUAGGAGGAGUAUUCAUUGGAUCAUGCAAUGUGUCUCCACGGUUUCGUACUCGGUUCUUAUUAAUGGUGAAGUUACAAGAAGAUUUAAACCAAAGUGUGGACUGCGACAGGGGGACCCUCUCUCGCCUUAUCUUUUCAUCAUGGUCAUGGAGGUAUUCUCGAGGAUGAUUAUGCAGGCUCAAGAAAGAAGGCAAAUCGUUGGAAUUCAAUUGUCGAGAAGAAGCCAGCCUAUUUCCCAUCUAUUUUUCGCGGAUGACUCCCUGCUGCUUUUUAAGGCGACCCCUCAAUCAUGCACGGCAAUCAAGGAAGUGAUCAAAGAUUUUAGUAAGUUCUCAGGUGAGGCAGUGAGAAUCCAUGAAAACAAGAACCUCUGGAUUUCUAAAGUUAUAAACGGGACACGAAUUAUGGAGGAUAAAUGGGUACAGGGGGAGCCACUACAAUUGAGAAAUGGGAUAGAUCUUGUGGCAAUGAAUUUGAGGAAAGUGGAGGACUUAAUGAACAAUGAAAAGAAUGGGUGGAAUAGCUCUUUAGUAUGGUCGAUUUUCAAAAAGGAAUCCGCAAAUAGAGUUUUGGGAACGUAUAUUCCUAGAUUUGAGAAUCGAGGGGAUGAAUAUGUCUGGAGAUGGAAGGACAAGAGCUCGUUCAACACAAAGAGGUUGUAUGCUUUUUUGAUGGAGAAGUCAAGUGAUCAUGAGAGACUCGUUAAGCAACGGAAAAGUUGGAACAGAAUUUGGGCCCUUCCAGUAAGACCCAAAUGGAAAGUGUUCUUAUGGAGGAUAAUGGAGAAUUGCUUAGCGGUAGGCUCUAAUAUGGAAAAGAGAGGAAUGGAGGUGCAGGGAGUAUGUGUUCUUUGUCGGCAGGAAAAAGAGAAUGAAGAGCACUUAUUCAGGGACUGCCCUCUAAUAUCAAGAGUGUGGGCAGCCUCGUGGCUAGGAAUCCAGACUCAAGGUGCAAGAUUUAUCCCAAUAAGAGAGUGGAUUGUCAAUUUUGUGAACAAAUUCUGGACCGAGGACGGGCGACAGAGUGAAAGGGGGAUAUGGCUAUGUGCGUUAUUGUGGGGCAUAUGGCUCCAUAGGAACGAGGUAGUUUUUCGCAGGAAUAACCCAAAUCCUUUAGAAAUUCUGCGUCAGACAGAAAAUCUGGUGGCACAAGAGAAAAUGAGAUGGGCGAGUAUGAAAGGGGAAGGAAACCUGUUGCCAAUACAGGAGGCAGGUCUAAAGGAUUUAAGAUUCACUCAUGGAUAUGGUAUAGGGGGAGCAUGCGAAAUUAUAGUGGAUGGGGCAUGGAAGAAAGUCAAGGGGGCGAGUGGUGCUAGAGCUGGUAUAUAUAGGAUGGGUGGCUAA
Molecule: messenger RNA, 2934 nt
Organism: Beta vulgaris subsp. vulgaris (sugar beet)
Lineage: Eukaryota; Viridiplantae; Streptophyta; Magnoliopsida; Caryophyllales; Amaranthaceae
Exons: 5
Coding region: 1-2934 (977 amino acids)
Molecular function (GO): catalytic activity
Source: RefSeq, a predicted model, not a curated record